CUCCGAAGACCAAGCGAAAAAGAACUCACGCAAAGCGCUUCUGUGAACAUUGUAAAUGUUUUGUUUCGAAGACUACUUGGUAUAAUCAUCGGGAUAUUUCCAGCCAUGGAUGUGAAGAGAGCAGCUCCGAUUUACGUGAGGUAUAGGUACUAUGAUGUCUUUGCCCUCACUAGCGUGUACGUUUCAAUCUGUGUGACCACCAGCGCGAAGGAGAAGAGUUUGAGUUUGAUACCACUGAUGAAUCCGGUCAAGAAUCAUUCAGCAAUGCGAGCCAGCAGACUACUAGCAACUCAGGGAUGCCUGAUGAACCAGCGGCUGACUCUGAAGAAGAUGAACCGGUAGACUCUGAAGCAGAUUUUGAUUUUAAUACAGAGAGCUCAGAUUGUAGUACUUCCGGACCUGAACUAUGGAGUGAUUCGGAUGACAGUGAACAGAAUGAUGACAGGGAUGAACAGAAUAAAAGAGAAUUUUCGCUUGUUCAGGUUGCCACCCUCUUUCUUCUCCUAUGGCAGUCUGUGUUUAAAGUUUCAAAUACUGCCCUCAAUACUCUUCUUCGCUUUUUUUCUCUCUUAAUCAGCCAAAUUGCCAGCAUACCUGAGUUAGAGAAUAGGAAAGUUAUCUCUGACAUCUUUCCU
Molecule: messenger RNA, 635 nt
Organism: Geodia barretti
Lineage: Eukaryota; Metazoa; Porifera; Demospongiae; Tetractinellida; Geodiidae
Source: the annotation of a GenBank genome assembly